UUUUCAUUCCCCUCAUUGCCCCUCCUUGACUUUUGCUUCCGCUACCUGGAAUAUCUAAAACAUGACUACCCCCACCGCUCUGGCCGAUUUGGCCGCUCAGAUCAGCCACGCCACUGAGCAAGUCAAUGCGUUCCUCGUGGCCAACGGCCAUCCCCAGCCCUCAUUCGAUCGUGAUGCCCCCCCGGCGUUCCCGGAUGCGCCGGCAGCCGUUCAGGCCGCCCGUCAGCAGAUCCUGGAUGCCUGUCAAACCAUGUUCGAUGUCCUCGUUGGACCGGCCGAGCAUCUCCGCUGGUUGGCGUGUCGGUACCACGACAUGUCCAGCCUCCGCUGGCUAUACCACUUCAACAUCGCCACCGCCAUUCCCCUGGACCGGGCCGUCCCGUACAGCGAGGUGGCCGCCACCGCUAACGUGGACGAGAACCGACUGAAGAGUGUGCUGCGUCUGGCCAUGACGAACCGGCUCUUCUCCGAGCCCCGUCCGGGGUUCGUGGCCCACAACGCCGCCUCGGCUCUGCUCGUCACUUCGCCCGCCCUCAAUGAUUGGGUCGGGUAUACCUCUGAGGAAACGUAUCCCGCGUCGGUGAAAUUGGUCGAGGCCACGGAGCGGUAUGGGUCCAGCCAGCUCGCGCAUCAUGCGGCGUAUAACCUGGCGUUUGAUACCGAGGAGCCUAUGUUUGUGCAUUUGCAGCGCUUCCCGGAGCGGGAGCGCAGGUUCGCGAAUACUAUGGUCGAGAUGACCUCCACGGAGGGGUAUGGCGUGCAUCAUUUGGUCGAUGGGUAUCCGUGGGAGGAGGUCGAGGGGACGGUGGUUGAUGUCGGUGGCUCCACCGGUCAUGCCAGUAUUGCUAUCAGCCACAAAGCCCCGGCAGCCCGGUUCGUGGUCCAAGAUGUCGAGGGCGUGGUCGAACAGGGCCGUGCCGCUCUCCCCCCUGCCCUGGCAGAGCGGGUCACCUUCCAGACUCAUGAUUUUUUCACCCCGCAGCCCGUCAGCGCGGACGUCUACCUCUUGCGCUUCAUUCUACACGACCAUCCCGAUGCCCGAGCUGUGAACAUCCUGCAGAACCUCCUACCCGCGAUGAAAAAGGGCAGUCGGGUGAUUCUGAACGAAGGCGUGUUGCCGGAACCGUUGACGCUGGGAAGAGGCGAGGAGAGAAUUGCACGUAGAAUCAUGGACAUGGAGAUGAUUACUACGUUUAAUGCCCGGGAACGCCCCCUCGAGGACUGGAAGAAGCUUUGCCAGGAUGCGCAUCCGGGGUUGAAGUUGAGGCGCUCGUUUAAACCGGCGGGGAGUAUCAUGUCGAUUAUGGAGUUUGUGAUGGAAUAG
Molecule: messenger RNA, 1324 nt
Organism: Aspergillus ibericus CBS 121593
Lineage: Eukaryota; Fungi; Ascomycota; Eurotiomycetes; Eurotiales; Aspergillaceae
Product: putative O-methyltransferase
Exons: 4
Coding region: 62-1324 (420 amino acids)
Molecular function (GO): O-methyltransferase activity
Source: RefSeq, a predicted model, not a curated record